CACUCGGGGAUGUUCGGCCAGGACGAAUCGUCGAGCGUGGACCGAGUGCUGGGGUUUCUUCGGGAGUGGGACCGAGGAAGCGACGCGGCUCGGAAGCGGAUGCUGGAUUCCUUCGUGCGGCAGAACUCCGGGAACUCUUCCGGCGAUCUGGAGCUUCACUUUUCACAUGUGUCCAGUCUGUUCUUGGCUCGGCUCAGUACAAACCUGAGACUUACCUGCAUGUUUGGCGCGUAUUUGGGCCUCCAGCUGAGGGCGGUGGAGAUCUUCCUCCGUGCGACAGACCAUGACCAGUACCGGAGGGAGUUUGUGGAGCAUGGAGGGGUUCUGACGUUGCUGGACAUCCUCAGUCUGACAAACAUCAAGGAGACGGACAAAUCCCACGUGGUCAAACUUCUGCUCAUCAUUUCAAACUCCGGACCCAAGUUCAGCGAGAUCAUUUGUGAAUGUGAAGGAGUCAAAGCCAUCACAGGAUAUUUGUCAGAAUCACACGUUACUGAAGUACAAGAGACCUUCAACCUGCUUGAGUCUUUGUUGCUUGAGAGCUCCAAGUAUCACCAGCAAACCUGCAAUCAUCUGAUCAAACUUUGGAGUUGCAGCUCUGAAAAGGUCCAGAAGCUGGUUACUCACUGCCUUCACACCCUCCUGGGUCAGAUGGCGUCUGGUCACAACAUUGUUCAGCCUCUACUGAACACACUGACAUUGAUGAACCUUGACGUCCAGGAGGAAGGUAAAUGCCUCCAUGUCAAUACACAUAACCUGCAUACCAGCUACACAAGACUGGGCUUCUGUGUCUUUGUGUGUCUUCCAGCAGCCAUUCAUCAGAUUCUAGGUUCAGUAGAUCUCAAGGUCCGUCCUGCUCUGCUGACUGGUCUGCUGGCUCAGCUGCAGCCUCCUGAGGACACAGCAGAAGAAAACUUUGAGAACAUGAAAGGUGUCUUUAUGCAACAGGCUACUGCAGCAAAAACAAUAAGGCUGCUGUGUCAGAGCAGUCAAGAGGUCUCGGCUGAGCUUCUCUCGCUUGGAGUAGUCAAGCGUCUUUUGUUCUUGAUGGGCAAUAGACGCCAUGUUGACUCACAGAUUCAAGCUGGCUUGACUCUGAAGGUACUGUAUUUCCUGCCUCUGCUUGCACAUGUGACAGAUCUUGAACUCAUUCAUUCCCAGUACUUUGUGGACUCCUUCCCGGUCGUCCUGACCCAUGUGAGCAGAGUAAUGGGGGCAUCACUGUUUAAGGCCUUCAUGCAUAAAGCUGAGGAUUUCUGCACGAACAUGACCGAAACAGAAGCUGCAAAUCUGCAGGCAAAUGAGGCUGAACUUGUGUUGGAUGUCAAAGACUCAGCAGCAGUUGUUCAACAAUGACAUUGUAUUGUGUGUACAUUUGUACAUGCUGUCUUUCAUUUAUAAGCAACGUAUUAACCCUUGAUUUUGUAUACG
This is a messenger RNA of Synchiropus splendidus (mandarinfish), 1431 nucleotides long. RefSeq names its product armadillo like helical domain containing 1 (gene armh1). Bases 10 to 1356 code for a protein of 448 amino acids. NCBI's taxonomy places the organism in Eukaryota, Metazoa, Chordata, Actinopteri, Syngnathiformes, Callionymidae. The record is from RefSeq and is a predicted model, not a curated record. The transcript has 9 exons.